Odobenus rosmarus divergens (Pacific walrus) is the source of this 1166-nucleotide messenger RNA. It is a transcript of the gene BTBD19, whose product is annotated as BTB (POZ) domain containing 19. The transcript is spliced from 8 exons. The record is from RefSeq and is a predicted model, not a curated record. Bases 291 to 1166 code for a protein of 291 amino acids. Gene Ontology annotation, molecular function: protein binding. Lineage: Eukaryota; Metazoa; Chordata; Mammalia; Carnivora; Odobenidae.
GCUCCACCCUCAGCCUCUCUCGGCCCCCUCCCUGAGUCCCAACCCCUAGCCCAGCCUCUGGCCUCUGAUGCCUUCUUAAGGAACCUGGGCCUCUCCUGCCCCAUCCCUAAACUUUAGCUUCCCAGCAAACAGGCUUCCCAAGCUCCUGCCCCUCCUCUCAGGCCUUUCUAGUCUCCACAACCAGCUGCUAAGCCUGGCCAGGCCUCCUGCUCCUUCCCACCUACCGCCUCCCACAGACCAAGAGACACCAGGCCUCCUAUUCUACCUGGUUCUUCCCCCGCCCCGCCCCCAUGGAGCCCCCGGGACUGGUUGUGCACGGGGAGGCUGCACCCUUUUCCACGGCACUCCGAAGCCUUCUCAACAAUCCCCAGUACAGUGAUGUUUGCUUUGUGGUCGGUCAAGAACGGCAGGAGGUGUUUGCCCACCGGUGCUUGUUGGCCUGUAGAUGCAACUUCUUCCAACGACUUCUGGGCCCAAAGCUGGGCCCUGGGAUGCCUAGCCCCGUGGUGCUAAGCACAGUGCCAGUGGAGGCCUUCCUGGCAGUGCUGGAGUUUCUGUACACCAACAGUGUCAGGCUGCACCGCCACUCUGUGCUGGAGGUGCUGACAGCGGCUGUGGAGUAUGGGCUGGAGGAACUGCGAGAGCUGUGCCUGGAGUUUGUGGUGAAAGUGCUGGAUGUGGAGCUGGUUUGUGAGGCUUUGCAGGUUGCCGUAACCUUUGGCCUGGGGCCGCUGCAGGAUUGUUGUAUAGCCUUCAUAGAGGCCCACAGCCAGGAGGCGCUCCGGACCCGCGGCUUCUUGGAGCUGUCUGCGCCCGCGUUGCUGCCCCUGCUGCGCAGCGACAAGCUCUGCGUGGACGAGGCUGAGCUGGUCCUGGCUGCCCGGAGCUGGGCGCGCGUGGGCGCGGCCGUGCUGGAGCGGCCUGUGGCGGAGGUGGCGGCCCCGGUGGUGCGGGAGCUGAGACUGGCCUUACUGGCCCCGGCGGAGCUGAGCGCCCUGGAAGAGCAGAAUCAGCGGGAGCCGCUCAUCCCGGUGGAGCAGAUCGUAGAGGCGUGGAAGUGCCACGCUCUGCGGAGAGGGGAUGCAGCCCGGGGCGCCCCGUGCCGCCGCCGAAGGGGAACCCUGCCCCGGGAGCAUCACUGCUUUCUGGACCUGUCCUUUAAGUGA